Molecule: messenger RNA, 1171 nt
Organism: Pneumocystis carinii B80
Lineage: Eukaryota; Fungi; Ascomycota; Pneumocystomycetes; Pneumocystales; Pneumocystaceae
Exons: 6
Coding region: 47-1126 (359 amino acids)
Source: RefSeq, a predicted model, not a curated record
AUUCGAAAUUUUAACCUACGUCAAACAACUAAAAUAAAAAAAAUUUAUGGAAAGACUAUAUAGAAUCCUUAAAGCAUACAGUUUGUAUGAUCCAGAAGUGGGGUACACUCAGGGGAUGGCUUUUUUAGCAGGUCCAUUACUACUUUAUAUGUCAGAUGAAGAAGCAUUUUGCAUGUUUGUUAAACUUAUGAAAGAUUAUGAUUUCCGAAGUUUUUAUGUACCGGGUAUGCCGGGACUAAAUUUACGUUUAUAUCAAUUCGAGCGAUUAAUGGAAGAUAAAUUGCUGGCAAUCUAUCUUCAUCUUCGUAGACAAGGAGUUAAAGCAUCUAUGUAUGCAUCCCAGUGGUUUUUAACGCUUUUUGCUUAUAAAUUUCCGAUAAAUAUGGUUACAAGAAUUUUUGAUGUAGUAAUAGCAGAAGGCAUUGAUUCAAUUCUUAAAUUUGCUAUUGCUUUGAUGAAGAAGAAUGAGGAAGAGAUUAUUUCUUUAAAAUUUGACCAGCUUUUGAGUUUUCUAAAAGAAAAAAUUUUUUUUGUCUAUAGCACACCCGAAAAAUCAACAGCAAAACUAUCUUGGCUAACUCAUGCAACAGAUUAUCGAGUAGAUGAAUUCGUUAAUGAUGCAUAUUCAGUAGAAAUUGCAGAAAAUGCACUUUAUAAGUAUGCUUCAGAAUAUGAACAAAUCAAAGAAUCGGAAAUAGAAAAAGAGAACGAAAUUAACAUAUUAAAGUCAGAAAAUUCUUCACUUUCUCUUAAAGUAAAAGACCUUGAAGAUUCUCUUAAUACACUGAACGAGGAAAAUACUAAACUGGCAGACACUAUGAUCCAGAAUAAAAUUCAGAUAGCCACACUAAUUGAUGAAAAUGAAGGAUUAAUCUCAAAAGUAUCUGAGCUAGAAUUAACAGUUAAAACCCAGCCAGCAGAAAUUGAAAAACGUAUGGAAUCUGAAAUUCAAAAGAUUUUAAACAAAAAUCUACAAGUGAUGAAUAAAAAUCGUAUACUUGAAGAUCAAAUAACAGAAGUAGAGACUGAACUUGCACAAACAAAAAUGGAACUAGCCAUGAUUCAUGAUGAACAUAACGCAUUAAAAAAAAGAUGGAAUGAAUUAAAAAAAGCACUUGAAAAUUAAUCAGAAUAUAAUAAAAUCCUUUAUGCAUCAUAUUUGAAAUAUAGU